CUGUCCCUAAUUUUGAUGUGGCCUAUUAUUAAGAAUUCUUCAAUUUCAGAUUAUAGUGUAUCGAUUUCAGGUAAUCCCAGAUAAUGAUUGGAAGUGUCCCUAUUGCCGCUGUAGAUACUGUGCUUUUGACACUGGAUAUGAUCUUCUCUUAACGUGUAGCCAAUGCUUAAAAAAAUACCAUCAGCAUUGCUCAAUGGCAGCUGAUGACAACGAAAACUGGGAGGAUCGACCAUUAAUCAUGCCCUUCUGUGGGCAGAGCUGCUGGCUCGUGUACCAAACUCUCGAGAGAGCGUUGGGCAGAAGUGUGAUAAUAGAGCCAGGACUUUCUUGGACGCUAGUGCGGAGACAGGAUCCCAACAUGGAGCAUUUAGCGAAGAUAACGAAAUGUAAUACAAUGGUUGUCUUAGCGGAAAAGUUAAUAGAAGAGAGCUUUGAUCCCAUAGUAGACAGGCAUACUAGAAACAACAUGAUCCAAAGUGUUGUUUACAAUUGCGGGUCCAACUUCCCAAGGACUAACUUCAGCAGAUUUUACACCGCUAUUCUGGAAAAUGAUGGCCGGGUUAUUUCUGCAGCAUCAUUAAGAAUUCCGUCACCAGAGAUAGCAGAGAUCCCAUUCAUAGCCACAAGUGAAGCGUGGCGCAGAAAAGGGAUGUGCCGGAAAUUGCUGGAAGCCAUUGAAUCUGCACUAGGUGAUAUUGGAAUUAAGCGGAUUGUAAUACCGUCAUCGACUGAAAUGUUGGCAAAAUGGCAAAUAAAGUUUGGGUUUGUGAAUGUGGACUAUCAAACAAACAAAAACAUCAAGGAAUUAAACACCUUAAUGUUUCUCAAAACUACAAGGUUACAGAAGGUGAUCAACCCCAUAACAAGAAAGACUGCAGACCUUAACUUCCUGCCACCGUCCUCACCAAGACUACCGCCAGCGCCACCAUCAGGACAGUAAAACUAUCAGAAAUGUGACAUUCAGAUUUUAUGUUGUGAGGUUAUUUUGUUUGUUUACAUUAGUGUUUUCUUAUGCACAUGAACAGAUACAAGAUUAGACUUGGCUUUUCACAAACUUAGUUAGGAAAAGGACAGUCUAUAGUACAAACUGCUCAGUUCAAGAUAGAUUACAGUAUUGAUUUGGAUUCUCAUUGUUUAGGAUACCGUUCAGGAUUCACAUUCCAUUAAAUUAUCAAAGCUUUGUAUGUUUAUGUUCAGAGUUGGA
This is a messenger RNA of Amaranthus tricolor (Joseph's coat), 1204 nucleotides long. RefSeq names its product increased DNA methylation 1-like. The transcript is spliced from 6 exons. The coding region runs from base 194 to 940 and encodes 248 amino acids. The record is from RefSeq and is a predicted model, not a curated record. NCBI's taxonomy places the organism in Eukaryota, Viridiplantae, Streptophyta, Magnoliopsida, Caryophyllales, Amaranthaceae. Gene Ontology annotation, molecular function: acyltransferase activity, transferring groups other than amino-acyl groups; transcription corepressor activity. Gene Ontology annotation, biological process: negative regulation of DNA-templated transcription.